UCUCAGAGUGGAAACUCCAGUGUGCAGCAUGUUCAGAUAAGAGUAGCUCAUUUGGAGGAUAGUCCAGUUCUUCCUCAGAGUUCAGUGGCAGCAUUGCAGAUCCCUGUACAGAUUACUCAUCUAGCCCCAGACCCCACUUCCCCCAGUACUGACCCAGAAGCUAGCACACUACAGACAUUUGAGAUCCUACCAUCAUUCUAUUUGCAGCCAGCUGGCACAACAGGCACCUUCAUUCUGCAAACAGGAUCUUCCCAAAGUCUUCCAUUAUCCCUGGCAUCCAGUCCAUCUGUAACCUUGACGUCCAGCACUUCCCCAGCAUCACCAGAGCAAAUUAUUGUGCAUGCCUUAUCUCCGGAACACCUCCUAAGUUCAAAUGACAAUGUCACUGUCCACUGCCACACGCCUGGAAUUAUAAUUCGAACACUUGCUUCAGAUGACAUCUCUUCACCCUUCACUCAGACUGAGCUUUCUAUAGACUCUGCCUUACAGCAAGAAGAUUUGAAUAGUCCUCAGAGUUGUCAUGAAGCUGAUCAUCUUCCCCAAGAGAUCCAUCAUAAAUCACAUUAACAGUAGCCAUGACUCUUUGUAUUGCACUGAGCAGUCCUCAAAAAUGAGGGUGGGGAGUACUAUGAAACUGUUACCGCAUCCCGAUGUAACAGAG
Staurois parvus is the source of this 661-nucleotide messenger RNA. The record is from the annotation of a GenBank genome assembly. Lineage: Eukaryota; Metazoa; Chordata; Amphibia; Anura; Ranidae.